UCUCCUUCCUACGUUGAAUCCUAAGAAGACAAAAGUUACAAAACACUACGAAAUUUCGCAUAAUUUUUAAUUUUUUUUUAAUUUUUAAUUACAGAGACUGCAAAAGCACCAAAGCUUUGACUCUCUCCAUUUCAUUUCACAUUUAUUUCCAAUUAUUUUCAUUAUUUAUCCACUCAAAACCCUUCAUUUGUGGUGCAAUUUAAGGCAAACCUCUUCGUUUUUCUAACCCCAUCUGGGUUUUUGGUUUUUUUUUUUCCCUCGAAGUUCCCAUCUCAGCAUCAAGGGUUCUUGCAAAUCUCAGGGAGAUUUUGAGAAUUUUGAAGCUUUGAGUCAUGGGAAAUUGCUGUACAACACCUACCUCUUCAUCUCAGAAGAAAACAAAGGCGAGAAGGAACAAACCAAAUCCAUUUUAUGGUGAUGAUUAUGUAGUAAGCAAUGUAUCUGGAACCCAUAAGCUCAGUGUACUGAAAGACCCCACGGCUCAUAAUAUUUCAGUUCAAUAUGAUCUGGGUCGUGAGCUCGGACGAGGGGAGUUUGGUGUAACAUAUUUGUGUACUGAUGUAAAUACUGGUGACAAGUUUGCUUGCAAGUCUAUUUCAAAGAAGAAACUGAGGACUGCAGUGGAUAUUGAGGAUGUGAGGAGAGAGGUGCAGAUCAUGAAGCAUUUGCCUAAGCAUCCAAAUAUUGUGUCAUUGAAGGAUACUUAUGAGGAUGAUAGUGCUGUGCAUAUUGUGAUGGAGUUGUGUGAGGGAGGAGAGUUGUUCGAUAGGAUUGUUGCGAGAGGGCAUUACACAGAGAGAGCUGCUGCUGCAGUCAUGCGGACCAUUGUGGAAGUUGUGCAGGUGUGUCAUAAGCAUGGAGUGAUGCACCGUGAUCUCAAACCAGAGAAUUUUCUGUUUGCAAAUAAGAAGGAAACUUCUCCAUUGAAGGCAAUUGAUUUUGGGCUGUCAGUCUUCUUCAGACGUGGUGAGCAAUUUAAUGAGAUUGUGGGAAGUCCAUAUUACAUGGCUCCAGAGGUUCUAAAGCGCAAUUAUGGUCCUGAGAUUGAUGUCUGGAGUGCUGGAGUUAUUCUGUAUAUUUUACUUUGUGGUGUCCCACCUUUCUGGGCAGAAACUGAGCAAGGUGUAGCACAGGCAAUUAUUCGCUCAGUUAUUGAUUUUAAGAGGGACCCUUGGCCUAAAGUUUCUGACAAUGCCAAGGACCUUGUGAAGAAGAUGCUUAAUCCUGACCCGAAGGAGAGGCUUACAGCUGAGCAAGUGCUAGAGCAUACUUGGAUACAAAAUGCCAAGAAGGCACCGAAUGUUCCACUUGGUGAGACUGUGAAAGCAAGGCUUAAACAAUUCUCUGUAAUGAACAAGCUGAAGAAAAGAGCUCUAAGGGUUGUGGCUGAGCACUUGUCCGUGGAGGAAGCGGCUGGCAUAAAGGAAGCAUUUGAAAUGAUGGACACUAGCAAGAGAGGCAAGAUAAACCUUGAGGAGCUUAGAGUUGGGCUGCAAAAAAUUGGCCAAAACAUUCCUGAUGCAGAUGUUCAAAUCCUAAUGGAAGCUGCUGAUGCUGAUGGGGAUGGAACUUUGAAUUAUGGAGAGUUUGUUGCGGUUUCAGUUCACCUUAAGAAGAUGGGCAAUGAUGAGCAUUUGCACAAAGCUUUUGCUUUCUUUGAUAAAAAUCAGACUGGUUACAUAGAGAUUGAGGAGCUACGAGAAGCCUUAUACGAUGAAGUCGAGCCCAAUAGUGAAGAUGUUAUCAAUGCCAUUAUGCAUGAUGUUGAUACAGACAAGGAUGGUCGCAUAAGUUACGAGGAGUUUGCUGCAAUGAUGAAGGCUGGUACAGACUGGAGAAAGGCAUCCCGACAAUAUUCACGAGAAAGAUUCAACAGUUUGAGCUUGAAGUUGAUGAGGGAUGGAUCAUUACAGUUAGCCAGCUGA
Pistacia vera is the source of this 1925-nucleotide messenger RNA. Its product is annotated as calcium-dependent protein kinase 7-like. Gene Ontology annotation, cellular component: cytoplasm; nucleus. NCBI's taxonomy places the organism in Eukaryota, Viridiplantae, Streptophyta, Magnoliopsida, Sapindales, Anacardiaceae. Gene Ontology annotation, biological process: protein autophosphorylation; intracellular signal transduction; peptidyl-serine phosphorylation. The coding region runs from base 333 to 1925 and encodes 530 amino acids. The transcript is spliced from 9 exons. Gene Ontology annotation, molecular function: calcium ion binding; calcium-dependent protein serine/threonine kinase activity; calmodulin binding. The record is from RefSeq and is a predicted model, not a curated record.